Messenger RNA from Drosophila bipectinata, 1154 nucleotides. It is a transcript of the gene PpY-55A, whose product is annotated as Protein phosphatase Y at 55A. The record is from RefSeq and is a predicted model, not a curated record. Gene Ontology annotation, cellular component: nucleus; cytoplasm. NCBI's taxonomy places the organism in Eukaryota, Metazoa, Arthropoda, Insecta, Diptera, Drosophilidae. Gene Ontology annotation, molecular function: protein serine/threonine phosphatase activity.
GUUUAUUUGAAAAGUAAAUUUCAUACACAAUUUUUCACAUUCUUAUGCUCGAAAAAUUCAAGUUUAUUUUAUAACUUGCACUAUAUAUUCGUCGACGUUUCAUAUAAAUUUUAAGGUGCUAUUAAAAAAUCUAUACAGUGUAUUUAUUGAAAUAUCAUGUCGAGAAUCAAGAGGGAUUUUACUAGCCAUGACGUGGAUACUGUUAUACACGAGCUCACAAAUCUUGUCGGAUCUGAUUGUAACCUCGAAGAGUCACUAAUAGCGGCUCUCGUCUACAAAGCUCGCGAGGUAAUCAUGAGCCAGCCGAUGCUCCUGGAACUAAAUGCCCCUCUGAAGAUAUGCGGGGACAUCCAUGGCCAAUUCAAGGAUCUGUUGAGAAUUUUCAACGCAUCUGGCUUCCCGCCGGAAUCAAACUAUCUGUUUUUAGGGGACUACGUGGAUCGAGGAAAGCAGUCCCUGGAGACGAUCUGCCUGUUAUUGGCUUACAAGAUAAAAUAUCCCGAGAACUUUUUCCUCCUGCGGGGAAAUCACGAGUGUGCUAGUAUAAACCGGAUCUAUGGAUUUUUCGACGAGGUGAAAAGGAAGCACACGAUCCACUUGUGGCAGACCUUCACGGACUGCUUUGAUUGUCUGCCUGUUGCAGCAGUUGUGGGCGAUCGAAUAUUUUGCUGUCACGGGGGACUCAGUCCCAGGCUACGCAGCUUGGAUCAGAUCCUCGCCAUUCGGAGACCCACAAAUAUCCCGAACCAGGGCCUCCUCUGUGAUCUGCUUUGGGCGGAUCUUAACCGCAAGGAUGACGGCUGGGGUCACAAUGAGCGCGGUGUGAGCUUUACUUUCAGCAAGCAGAUUGUCCAGAACUUCCUCGACGCCAAUCGUCUAGACGUAAUGGUCCGUGCCCACGAGGUUGUGGAGGAUGGCUACGAGUUCUUCGCCGACCGUCGCCUGGUGACCUUAUUUUCCGCCCCCAACUACUGCGGGGUAAUGAAUAACGCCGGUGGAGUGAUGAGCAUCAGCGAGGAUCUAGUGUGUAGCUUUAUUAUAAUCGAGCCGCAAUUAAGAUGUUUCGGAAAAGCUUCCACCAAUGAGGAUUCAUUUGUAGAGACUGUGUCUACCUGAAAUUUUCUAUUUUCAUAAAUCAAUCUUUAAUUCUUUGA